AUGGGGCCCCCAAAGGGCCCCCUUGGGGGCCCCCUUGGGGACCCCCUUGGGGGCCCCCCUGAGGCUCCAGAGGGGCCCCCUGGGGGCCCCCCUGGGUACUGUGGGGCUGAGAGUUUGUUGAGGGAAGUGGAAGAAAGAGACAAGAAGCUUUUUGGAGUUGUGACGCAUGCAAGGGCCCCCAAUAAACCCUAUUUGUACCCUCCAGGACUUUUUUUAAAUCGACAGAAGCCCCCUCCAGCCUUUAGACCCAGGGCCCCCGACCCCUGGGACCACUUGGGGGCCCCCCAGGGAGGGGCCCCCUGCUUUCAGCAGCCGGAGGGGCCCCCCAAGGCCCCGGGGGCCCCCAAAACGCAGCCGGGGCGGCAGGGGAGGGGCCCCGAGGCCCCCUGGGGAGAAGGGUUCUUGGAAAAAAAAACAAAACCAAAAAGACCUCCAAGUAAACCCUUAAGUCUUUACACUUUGCCGGGAGAUGCAGCCUUUGGGCCCCACACCCACUGCAGGGCAUUACAGCCUUUCGAGGCCCUCCCUUUUGACGAGUACUUGGGGGGCCCCGGGGGCCCCUGGGGCCCCGGGGGCCCCCUGCGGACCCCGGGAGGACCCCUGGGGGCCCCCGGGGAGCCCCCCGGAGAGCAAAGACGCCGCUCAGGGGGGCCCCCCUGGGGCCCCCGGGGGGCCCCUGGAAGCCCCCGGUUCCCUUGGUGGGGGGGCCCCCAGUGCCGCGGGGGGGCCCCCCUUACUCAUGAAGAACAAGAAGGUCUUUGGGAAUUUGGAGUUGACUUUAGAGAAACUGAAGAACUCUUUGGGAGGCAGUUUUGGAUGUCUCAUGAGAGAGAAAGGUCCAAACGGCUGCGCCAUUUGCUGCAGAAGGGCCUCGCCGUCUUUGCUGCGGACCUCGAAGCCGAGGAAUUCGCAGCAGAUUGUAAAAAGUAUUUAGAAGGGUCCAGGGGGCCCCCCGGGGGGCCACCCCAGCAGCACGCAAGCUGCAAACCAGCAGCAGCAGCAGCAGCAGCAGCAGCACGAGCGUGGGAAGACAGCAGCGCUGCUUUUGAGGGCCCCCUGGGGGAAGCCCCUGGGGGGCCCCUUAGAAGACACGGAAAGUACCCCCGGGGGACCCCUCGGGGGGCCUCCCAUGGGGCCCCCCGAGGGGGCCCACCAGAGCAGCGGGGGCCCCCUGUACCCUGGUCUUAUUACUUUGAAAUUGGUAAUGCAUUUGAAGGAGCUGCUGAAGACUCAAAUGAAGAAAAAGAAUUUGAAGAGACACAAAAGGAGACACAAGAGCCCGAUGACCCUAGGCUACAGAGCAUUCUGGAGACCGAAACAGUCAGGCUCUACGAGGCAGCCACAGGCAAACUCCCUUCCAUCUUCGGGGGCCUCCGCAAGAAGGAAAAGCACCCCAAGGACAUAACUGUCCCCUUUAAUCGUCUGAAAGCUUAUGGCCAGAAGAUCGACUCCAUCACUUCUUGCAGAAAGCUGCAAGAUGAGGUGAUGCAGGAGCUGCUGGGCCCGUGCGGCGGCAGCAGCAGCAGCAGCAAGCCGCUGCAGCACAUGCCUCCGCCCAAGGGCGUGCGCAGCAACCCGAACUAUUUGCUGACUCCCGAAAAGAUUCAAAGAGCAGCAGCAAAGUUGCAUGUAGACGUAGCAGCAGCAGCAGCAGCAGAUCCUUUCGCCCCAAUCGAGAGACGCAGAAGGGCCCUUCCAGCCGAACCCACCCGCAUCCUCGGCGGCGGCAGAUACGCCGUUUGA
This is a messenger RNA of Eimeria tenella, 1743 nucleotides long. RefSeq lists its product as uncharacterized. The record is from RefSeq and is a predicted model, not a curated record. Lineage: Eukaryota; Apicomplexa; Conoidasida; Eucoccidiorida; Eimeriidae. Bases 1 to 1743 code for a protein of 580 amino acids. The transcript is spliced from 7 exons.